Plasmodium malariae is the source of this 2757-nucleotide messenger RNA. RefSeq names its product ATP-dependent protease ATPase subunit ClpY, putative (gene ClpY). Bases 1 to 2757 code for a protein of 918 amino acids. NCBI's taxonomy places the organism in Eukaryota, Apicomplexa, Aconoidasida, Haemosporida, Plasmodiidae. Gene Ontology annotation, cellular component: HslUV protease complex. The record is from RefSeq and is a predicted model, not a curated record. Gene Ontology annotation, molecular function: peptidase activity; ATP hydrolysis activity; ATP binding. The transcript has a single exon.
AUGAAAAAUCUUGAUGCCCAUAAGUAUAUUAAGCUUGUUAAUUUUUUAAAUAAAAAGAAAAAAUACUCAUAUUUUAAUUUAAAAUAUGUAAAAAAUGAAGAAACAAAUGAUAGAUUUUGUAUUCCUAUUAAUAUAAAUAAAGGAAAGAUACUAAUUGAUGCGAUAAAUUGUGCACACAAAAAUGCUUUGACAAAGAUUAUUACAAAUAUAAAGGAAUUCAAAAAAGAAUCAGAAGAAUGUAAAAGAUAUGAUGUUAAUAAUUUACCAUCCAAUCAAAGAAGAGGUCCAAAAAAUUCCGUUCAGGGAAAAAAAAAAAAAAAAGAUGAAUUAUUGAUACAUAUUACAUAUAAUGAUACACAUGAUAGUUUUGGCUCAUCCAAAUUGGUAAGCGGUAAUGGGAAUACAGAAGUGAGAAAAAAAGACAAAGGGAUGGGUGAGAGAUAUACCUAUAAGGGUAAUACGUGUGCAAUUAAUACAUGUGAACGUAGUACCGGUUAUAAUAAUACAUAUGAUAAUAUCAUUUGUAAAACCAGCACUUGUGGGUCGAAUUCUAUGUUAAUGCGAAUAGGCAGUGAUGAUAAUUACAACGAAGGAAUAUACAGGACAAAGAAGGCGACCAAUCAUGUUAGCAAGUUUUUUAAUAUGAAUGAUCAUGUAAAAAAAUUUGAGGUGUUUGAAAAAAGAGAAUAUACUUUAAGUACGUAUAGUAGGAAGGAAGGAUUGGAAGAUAAGAACGAUGAGGAACACAAAGGGAAUUACGAAAAAGUGGUUAACAAAGGGAACGACAAAGAAGCCCGUAACAAAGAGAAUUUAUGUAAUUUAGAUGCCAAUGACGAAAAAGAUGAUUAUUAUGAGACUGUACUUCCGAAAAAUUGCGGUGUUUCCAUUGGAACGGGUGGUAGCAGUGAUACGUUGAAAAACGGGCCAAAAAAUGAUACAAUAAACGAUGCAGUAAGCGGUGCAAUAAGCGGUGCAGUAAGCGGUGCAGUAAGCGAUACAAUAAACGGUGCAAUGAAUAAUGUGCAAAAUGAGGAGGUAGGAAAGCCCAUUGUGGAUGAGCCAAAGUACUGCGAGGGAAUUACCUCUUCCCAGGAAGGUCCGCACGAUUUGAACAAUGAGGAGGAGAGUUGCUCAAAGGUUAAGAUAACGAAGGAAAAUAUUAUAAAUAUCAAUGAUAUAAAAGAGGAGGAUAUACGAGUGAGCAAAGUGCUGCUUGAAGAAGAAGAGGGUAAUCAGUUAAAUAGUGAAGACUGUUUGAAUCAGAAAAUGGUAAGUAAGAAGUAUAGGGGAGGGGAGUUGAAAGACGUGGACGAUGUUUCCGGUAAAAGGAGUAGUGACGUUAGUGAUGGAAAAAGUAGUAGUGAUAGAAACGGAGGUAGGUACGAUGAAGGGGAAAAGAUAAACUUCCAGACAAACUUUUCGAAGACGAACAAGAAAUGCCUUUACCCACACGAAAUCGUGGCGUACUUAAACAAGUAUAUAGUAGGUCAAACAGAAGCUAAAAAAGUAGUGGCUAACGCUUUGAGGCAAAGAUGGAGAAGAAUUCAAGUAAAUGAUGAUAUGAAAAAAGAUAUAAUACCGAAAAAUAUAUUAAUGAUAGGUCCUACAGGUGUUGGUAAGACUGAAAUAGCAAGAAGAAUUUCAAUGUUUGUUGAUGCACCUUUUAUUAAAGUAGAGGCUACAAAAUUUACUGAAGUAGGUUUUCAUGGGAAAGAUGUAGAUCAAAUAAUAAAAGAUUUAGUAGAAAUAGCUGUAAAAAGACAAAAGACAAAGUACGAAAUAGAAAUAAGAGAACAAGCUGAGGAAGCUGUUGAAAAUAUUAUUUUAUAUUCACUACUAGGUAAUAUAAGAGAAGAGGAAAAAAAUAUAUGGAGGAAAUAUUUAAAAGAUGGAUCAUUAGAUGAUAAGGUCAUCAGUAUUGAUAUUCCUAACUAUAUAAAUAAUAAUAUGUUUUCUAACGAUUCUGUAGAAAAUGCUGUUAAGGAAGCUUUAAGUAAUCAUCAAAAUAUAAAGAGUGUUAAAAUAAUACAUCAGAAUAUUAAUAAACAGAAUGAUAAGAAAACCAUGACUAUUAGAGAAGCGAAACAAAAAUUACUACAACUAGAAAUAGAUUCAUCAAUGAAUCAGGAUAUUAUUUUAAGAAAUGCUAUUAAUUCAGUUGAAGAAGAAGGAAUUGUAUUUAUCGAUGAAAUUGAUAAAAUUUGUUCUAAAUCAAAUUCAUCAUACAAUGGUCCAGAUGCAAGUGCUGAAGGAGUACAACGAGAUUUGUUACCAUUAAUUGAAGGAUGUGUUAUAAAUACAAAGUAUGGAAAUAUAAAUACAAACUAUAUUCUCUUUAUUGCAUCAGGAGCAUUUCAAAGAGUUAAACCAAAUGAUAUGCUUAAUGAAUUACAAGGUAGAUUACCUGUACAUGUAAAUUUAUCAAGUUUAACCAUCAAAGAUUUUAUAGAAAUAUUAACAAAAACACAUAAUAAUUUAUUACAGCAGAAUAUUGCUCUUUUGAAAACAGAAGGUAUUAAUUUGCAAUUUACCGAUGAUGCUAUUGAAACUAUUGCAAAUGCAGCACAUGAUAUGAACUUUUAUGUUGAAAAUAUAGGAGUACGUAGGCUGCACACCAUUAUUGAAAAAAUUAUGGAAGAGAUCAACUAUGAUGUGUACAACUAUGUUAACCAGACUAUAGUUAUUGAUAAGGAGAAGGUCAAAAAGUCUCUGGAGGGCUUCAUCAAGCAGUUCGACUUGAAAAAGUACAUCAUAUGA